UUAUAUUUCAUCGAAUACCAUACCAAUAACCAUAAAGGGAGUUUCCAAUUUGUGUUACAAUCCCUAUGGACGCCUGGGCCGAUGCAUAUCGAUGACGAAAUGUCUUCGCUUGAAAAACGGCGAAAAGGACAUCGUUAAUUGGCAUUGUAAUUAUGGACGUGGCCUGCCACCAUAUGUCUGUUGUACUUUUGGCAAUAGCAUUGUUUUUCCCGAUGACGACGAUGAUUAUUAUAGAACUCCACCACCGAAACCGCCAAUUGUUUUUCCGGCAUUUUUCAGAGAUAUGAUACAAAAUAAGGAUGCAUCGGUAAAUAAUCCAGCGAGGAGCAGCAGUGCCAAUAGCGUUUUUCAGGCCACCGAAGAUGGGAAUACUGAAAAUAACAUGAAAAAUGAAACGUGGGUGAUUCAUGGUGGCGUGGAAGCAGAAUUGGGUGAAUUUCCAUGGCUGGUAAAUUUGGAAUAUAGAACUGAGGAUGGUGAUAUACAAAUCGGUUGUGCAGGAAAUAUACUAAAAAAUCGAUAUGUGCUCACAGCAGCACAUUGUGUAAAGGGUCCCAUCGAAGAACUAUUGGGAAAUUUGGUUUCGAUGCGUGUUGGUGAUCAUAAUACAGACACCGAUAAUGAUUGUGAUGACUUGGGAUGUAUUGAUCGAUUUAUUCGAUACUAUAUAAUUGAGAAAAUCGUGCACAAGGAUUUUCGUCAAUUUAAACGUGGAAGGCUGAUAAAUGAUAUAGCAUUGCUGAAGACAGAUAAUGAGAUGAUCUAUUCAUUUUCGGUAGCUCCAAUUUGUCUGCCAAAUAUACAACAGGCUUUACAUCCGCCAGUUAAUGGAUCCACAUUAACUGUUGCUGGUUGGGGUGAUAAUGGAAUUGAGGACUUUUCUGUGGAAAAACGUAUUGUAGAUGUCCCAUAUAUAGAUAACAGCGUUUGUCCACUGCGUCUGCUACCGACACAAAUCUGUGCUGGUGGUGUUAAGGGCAAGGAUAGCUGUGUUGGUGAUUCGGGUGGUUCGCUGGCACGUAGAUCUACUGGCGGCUGGAUUAUCGAAGGCAUGGUAUCGUAUGGACGUAAUUGUGGUAGUGAUACACCAGCGGUUUAUACCAGAGUUCGAAGUUUUCUACCAUGGAUUAUGGAUCAUGUGAAUGAUUCGUAG
Molecule: messenger RNA, 1153 nt
Organism: Musca vetustissima
Lineage: Eukaryota; Metazoa; Arthropoda; Insecta; Diptera; Muscidae
Product: serine protease 7-like
Exons: 6
Biological process (GO): proteolysis
Molecular function (GO): serine-type endopeptidase activity
Source: RefSeq, a predicted model, not a curated record